Phragmites australis (common reed) is the source of this 1149-nucleotide messenger RNA. RefSeq names its product trihelix transcription factor ENAP1-like. The transcript has a single exon. The coding region runs from base 308 to 925 and encodes 205 amino acids. Gene Ontology annotation, molecular function: transcription cis-regulatory region binding. NCBI's taxonomy places the organism in Eukaryota, Viridiplantae, Streptophyta, Magnoliopsida, Poales, Poaceae. The record is from RefSeq and is a predicted model, not a curated record. Gene Ontology annotation, cellular component: nucleus.
AAAGGUUUGUUACAGCCAAUCUACUGCUAGUUCGUGCUCCGACGGCUAUCGGAUCCGCUGGCGACGCAUCGCGGCCACCCAACAGCCGAAGUGUAAGACGAAAAGCCACCGCAAAGUUUUACGACUGACACGGCUGCGCCGCGCGGGUGUCGGUCAAGUGCCCCACGGCCAGCGGUUGGCGCCGCCGCCGCUGCCGCCCACCGCCGCUCGCGUGCGCCCACCGCCACCUGUCGCCGCCUAAAGGGAACGCCUCCGUUAUAAUCCCCCGCACCAUGCCGUCCUCCACCACAGCCUCAUCACCAACACCAUGGCCUCUCCUUCCCCUUCUCCCCCAGCCAACGCGGCGGCCUUCGCCUCCGGCCGGCGCGUGCCGCCCCCGUGCUGGACGCCCGACGAGACCCUCGCCCUCGCGCGGGCCUACACCGCGCGCCGCCUCGCCGUCGGCCGCGAGCACCUGACCUCCGCCGACUGGGCCGCCGUGGCCGCGGCUUCCCCGUCCAAGACCGCCAGGCAGUGCCGCCACAAGGUCGAGAAACUCCGCCGCCGCCUCCGAUCCAGCCGCCGCCGCCCCUGUCCGCUCCUCGACGCCAUUGACCUCCUCGAUAGCCCAUCCCCGCCGGUCCUGUCCCAGACCCAAUCCCCGUCCCUGUCCCUGUCCCCGCCACCAGCAGUUUCUCCCCCUUCUCCUCCCGCGUCCCCGCCCAGGAAGAGGAGGCAGGACGAUACCGGAGACGAGGACGGACUGUGCGACGUGGUGGGGGCGCUGAGGGCGAUCGGAGAGGGGUUCCUGCGGGCGGAGGAGAGGAGGAUGGAGGCUGCGAGGGAGACGCAGAGGAUGCGGAUGGAGAUGGCGCUCCGGCACCUUGACGCGCAGCGUCGGCUCAUGGACGCGCUCGUCGGCCGCAUCGUCGACGCCUUGGAAUGAAGUGGUGGCGCAAAGGCGUCUCCUUCCAAGGUUUCUUGCUUGUUGCGUACUGGCUGUUUCUUAGCGCUGUUCAUAUGUGUAGCUGUGACGGAUCUGUGAUGUAGUUGAAGUGGACAAAUUGUAGUUCUUUUGCAGUCUUGUAUUGCGGAAAUGGAGCGCAUCUUAUGGAAGAAGAACAUGUUAUCUUGCCUGUUCCAAUUCUAUUGCCUGCUUGCUUUUGUGUA